AGCGAGGAACACUUCUGCAGGCAGUCAGCGAGGAAGUGGGACAGCCAGACCAGCGCGUGGCGGAGGAAUACACUCGAGCUGCUUUCCAUCGGAAACCCGAACAGUACAGAGGCUAGAGAGCUACACACCUAUCUCAACUUGAGGACUUGUAUUCCGGGGACACACCGCUCGUAGUGUAGUAGUGUUCGCGUAUUCACUUCAUUUGGAGAAACAUGGCAGACCAGCUAACAGAGGAGCAAAUUGCAGAGUUCAAGGAGGCGUUCUCCUUAUUCGACAAGGAUGGCGACGGCACCAUCACGACCAAAGAGCUGGGCACCGUUAUGAGGUCGCUGGGCCAGAACCCCACAGAGGCCGAGCUGCAGGACAUGAUCAACGAGGUGGAUGCUGACGGAAAUGGAACCAUUGACUUCCCAGAAUUCCUCACCAUGAUGGCCAGGAAAAUGAAGGACACAGACAGCGAGGAGGAGAUCCGCGAAGCCUUCCGGGUAUUUGACAAGGAUGGUAACGGCUACAUCAGUGCUGCUGAGCUGCGCCACGUGAUGACCAACCUGGGUGAGAAACUAACGGAUGAGGAGGUGGACGAGAUGAUCAGAGAAGCCGAUAUCGACGGAGACGGACAGGUCAACUACGAAGAAUUUGUACAGAUGAUGACUGCAAAGUGAAGCUUUCCCAUCCCUUCCUGCCCUCUUAGAAGAAAAAAAACAAAUGUUUUACUUACCUCUUGGGAAAAAAAUGUUCAUUUAUUCAUAAUGUUUCUGUAUAGAAAAUAAUUGAAUGUUGAAAUAAAAAAAAAUAUCCUUCUGUCCACACAGAAAAAAAAUACGUUUAAAGAAAAACAUCUGCAUGAAGUGGUUAGUGAUCCUGUCCCCAAAGAAAUCAGUUUAGCAUCAGUAAUAAUAAUAAUAAUAAUAAUAAUGAUAAUAAUACGAGAAAAAAAUACAGAAGUACUACUACUAUGUAUCUUACCUUCAAAAAAAACUGAAGAGAAAAAAACGGCAUCUGGUGAACUCCUUUAGUUCCAUUUGCUCUUGGUGAAGUUUGGGCUGGCCAUCUUUCUUUUUCUCUCUGUUCUCUGUCCUCCAUGCAUGCAGCUUGAGAGUGGGGCGAGGGGGCCAGGGCUCCUGCCAACCCAAGCGUGCUGAUUGAUUCCACUGAGUUGUCUGAGUUGAGUAUUGUUGGUUUGGUACAGUUUUUUGUAUAUCGAGAGGAACCCUAAGAUUAAAGAAGAUUGAUUAAAUGAUAUUAUUAUAUAUAAAUAUACACAGUAUAUGACAUGAAAUGAAACUAAAAUGAAAUGAAAUGGAAGCUCUUCAUUUUUCGCAGUGGACAGUGGAAUGGGACUUUUAUCGUUAUGGUGGGAUUGAAACAAAACAAAAAAAUGAAAAAGUGACAAAAAAAAGUUUAAAAUGAGGAAAACAAAAUAAACAGUUUAAAUGUUUGGCAUGUUUUAUUUUUUAGAUUUAGUUUUUUUUUUCGCUCCUGCUUCUUUAUAUUGUUUUUUUCAGUCCUGUUGUUUUUCCUGUCUUCCAGACUCAUUACUUUCUUUAUGCUCUUCUGUAGAAGGCCAUGUUUGUGUGUGUGUGUGUGUGUGUGUGUGUGUGUGUGUGUGUGUGUGUGUGUGUGUGUGUGUGUGUGUGCGUGCGUGCGUGCGUGCGUGCGCGCGCCUCUAGCUCUCGGGUGGCAGUGUUUUUUUGUAGAGGUUGCAGUUUGGAUGACAAUGACAAUGACAGUGGUGAUGGUGGUGUUGUGUCCACAAAGGACCUUCAAUAAGGGGCUUGUGUGGACGGACGGAUGGUUUAGUGUAGUAGAGUCGGAGUCGAGUCACCCCCCUGGCCACAGGUCACCUCCCGUCCCAUCGUCACCACUGUACAGUAUGCCAGCACUAUUGCCACCCUGGAGCUGGAGGGUUAUUGGGGUGGGGGAGGGGGCUGUUUACAUUGACGGGCAAAAUGGAUGCAUUCGUUAUAAUCCGGGGCCACAUAUACCAAAUGACCGUGUUUCACCUGUCCAAUUGAAUCAGGAGGUCAUUCAACCAGCCAAUCACCUGGCUGAAUUGGACUGGUAAAAAAAACAAGUCCAGUUUGAAUAUGUGGCACUGGGUUGUAAACUGAUGACUCCAUUUUGCCCAUCACUGGUGGUGGUUAGUGGGGAGGGCUGGGCUGGUCUGGGCUAGAAGGAAGGCAGGCAGGAUGGUAAGGGAGUGGGGGGAUGGGAGAGGCAGAGGAAGUGGAAGUGGGGCAGACCUCCGGGUGAGGGUGGGAUGGGAGGGAGAGUGAUCUUGUUUACUGUAUCUGCAGCUUGCUCUGUGGGUAAUGAUCAGUGUCCACUCUUCAUUCUCAAGUCUCCGUUUACAUUCAUUCCAAGUUGUAUAACAUGCUAGUCCUUGUUUUUGUUUUUAUUUUUUUGUUCUGUUAUUUUUUUUGUUUGUUUUAUUUUAUUUUCAAAUAAAAAAGACCAUGAUCUUUAAAAGGA
This is a messenger RNA of Engraulis encrasicolus (European anchovy), 2472 nucleotides long. Its product is annotated as calmodulin-1. The transcript is spliced from 6 exons. Bases 213 to 662 code for a protein of 149 amino acids. Gene Ontology annotation, molecular function: calcium ion binding; enzyme regulator activity. NCBI's taxonomy places the organism in Eukaryota, Metazoa, Chordata, Actinopteri, Clupeiformes, Engraulidae. The record is from RefSeq and is a predicted model, not a curated record.